UCUCUUCUCUCUCAUUCAUUCGGAUCUACAACACAAACUGUUCCUGUUCUUGUUGUUUGAACUACUAGGGUUUGUUUUGUUUCGAUCUGUACAAGGAUAAGAUGUUUGGAAGAGCACCGAAGAAAAGUGAUAGUACGAGGUACUAUGAAAUCUUAGGUGUAUCUAAGACAGCUUCUCAGGAUGAUUUGAAGAAAGCUUAUAAAAAAGCUGCUAUUAAGAAUCAUCCUGAUAAGGGUGGUGAUCCCGAGAAGUUCAAAGAGCUAGCGCAAGCUUAUGAGGUUCUGAGCGAUCCUGAGAAGCGUGAGAUAUAUGACACGUAUGGUGAGGAUGCUCUUAAGGAAGGAAUGGGUGGUGGAGGUGGUGGUGGCCAUGACCCAUUUGACAUCUUCUCGUCUUUCUUUGGUGGUGGAGGUGGUGGUAGUAGCCGAGGACGGAGGCAGAGACGUGGAGAAGAUGUGGUUCAUCCUCUCAAGGUCUCUUUGGAGGACCUUUACCUUGGGACAUCUAAGAAGCUUUCUCUCUCGAGAAAUGUCUUGUGCUCAAAAUGCAGUGGCAAAGGUUCUAAAUCUGGGGCUUCCAUGAAAUGUGCUGGUUGUCAAGGAACUGGUAUGAAGGUUUCUAUUAGACACCUUGGUCCAUCAAUGAUUCAGCAAAUGCAGCAUCCUUGCAAUGAAUGUAAGGGUACCGGUGAAACUAUCAAUGAUAAAGACCGCUGUCCGCAGUGCAAGGGAGAAAAGGUUGUGCAAGAGAAGAAAGUACUUGAAGUUCAUGUCGAGAAAGGAAUGCAGAACAGUCAGAAGAUUACAUUCCCUGGUGAAGCUGAUGAAGCACCAGACACAGUUACUGGGGAUAUCGUAUUUGUGCUUCAGCAGAAAGAACAUCCCAAGUUCAAAAGAAAGAGUGAAGACCUUUUUGUAGAGCACACACUGUCUCUUACCGAGGCUUUGUGUGGUUUCCAAUUUGUGCUUACUCACUUGGAUGGUCGCCAACUUCUUAUCAAAUCAAACCCCGGAGAAGUUGUCAAGCCUGAUUCAUACAAGGCUAUUAACGACGAGGGAAUGCCGAUGUACCAGAGGCCAUUUAUGAAGGGCAAGCUUUACAUUCACUUCACCGUGGAAUUCCCCGACACCCUAAGUCUUGAUCAGGUGAAAGGUUUGGAGGCUGUUCUUCCAGCUAAACCUUCAUCACAGUUGACAGACAUGGAGAUCGACGAGUGUGAGGAAACUACACUUCAUGAUGUCAAUAUGGAAGAGGAGAAUAGGAGGAAACAACAGCAACAACAACAGGAAGCAUAUGAUGAGGAUGAUGAUAUGCCUGGUGGGGCACAGAGAGUACAAUGCGCCCAGCAGUAGAAUCAGAAAAAAUGAUGGUGAUGAAAUGAUAAUGAUAAUGUUACUGUUUUUUAACCAUUGUGUGGACAGAACCUAUGUAGUUUGGUUCAAUGGUCUUGAGAGUGUGAACACUUUACUGCUUUCUAUAUUUAUUAUCGAUGGGAUAACUUCCAUUCUGACAUCCAAAAUACUUAUGUUUUGGUAUUUUUGAAACAUCUAUAUCUUGGCUUUUGAGAUAUUAUAGCUCA
Molecule: messenger RNA, 1579 nt
Organism: Medicago truncatula (barrel medic)
Lineage: Eukaryota; Viridiplantae; Streptophyta; Magnoliopsida; Fabales; Fabaceae
Product: dnaJ protein homolog
Exons: 6
Coding region: 102-1352 (416 amino acids)
Biological process (GO): response to heat; protein folding
Molecular function (GO): ATP binding; Hsp70 protein binding
Source: RefSeq, a predicted model, not a curated record